Molecule: messenger RNA, 1428 nt
Organism: Clonostachys byssicola
Lineage: Eukaryota; Fungi; Ascomycota; Sordariomycetes; Hypocreales; Bionectriaceae
Source: the annotation of a GenBank genome assembly
AUGGACUCUCCAGCUCUCUCAAAGGGAUCCAAAGAAAAGGAUCUGGAUCAAAUCGCUCGCAGCUCUAGCAACCCAAAUGAACUUCCCAAAUACGGCGACGUUGAAGAUGCCGUUUUUGGUGAAGUGAGAGAGGGUGGUCCCAACUACCGCAACCUUGGAUGGAUCGCCACCGUCGCCCUCAUGGCGAAAACACAGAUCGGUCUUGGUGUCUUGUCCAUCCCUGAAACAUUCGACAAGCUCGGUAUUGUUCCUGGCAUCCUCUGCCUCAUCGCCGUAUCUGCCUCGACAACGUGGUCAGGCUAUAUGGUCGGGUCUUUCAAGCGUAACCACCCCGACGUCUACAGUUUGGAUGAAGCUGGUUUCAAGAUGUUCGGAGUUGUUGGGCGUGAGGUCUUGUCCGUCGCCUUCAUGCUUUACUGGAUCUUUGUUGCCGGAUCCGCCCAUCUGGGUAUCUCUAUUGGCCUCAAUUCAGUAUCAAGCCACGCUGCCUGCACAGCUGUCUUCGUUGCCGUCGCCGCUGUUCUUGGCUUUCUCUUCUCCAGUAUUCGUACUCUAGGGAAAAUUGGCUGGCUCGCCUGGGUUGGGUUGUUUUGCAUUCUGACCGCAAUCUUCUGCGUUACCAUUGCCGUCGGUGUUCAAGAUCGGCCCGCCGCCGCCCCUGAAGGUCCAUGGAAGUCGAACUACAAAAUCAUCGGCUCGCCCAACUUUGUGGACGGCAUCUCCGCGGUCUCUUCGCACAUCUUUGCCUUUGCUGGCACCCCUGCCUUCUUCUCCAUCGCAGCCGAAAUGCGAGAGCCAAAGCACUACACCCGAUCUCUCCUUACUUGCCAGACGAUUGUGACCGUUACAUACAUUACUAUCGGCACUGUAGUCUAUUUUUACUGCGGCUCGUAUGUCGCCUCGCCUGCUUUGGGAUCUGCGGGUGCUAUCAUGAAGAAGGUCUGCUACGGCUUGGCGCUUCCCGGCCUCAUCGUCACCACCAUGAUCGUCACUCAUGUCCCCGCCAAGUAUCUCUUCCUCAGACUCCUCCGAGGCACACCCCAUCUCAACUCCAACAGCCUUGUCCACUGGGGCACCUGGCUCGCCUGCACCGGUGGCGUGACCCUCAUCGCGUACAUCAUCGCCAGUGCGAUCCCCAUCUUCGGCAACCUGGUAUCUCUGAUCGGCGCUCUCCUCGGCACACUGAUGUGCUUCCAGCCAUACGGGUGCAUGUGGCUCUACGACAACUGGUCCGCCGGGAAGAACAACAGGACCAUCAAGUGGACACUCAUGGUUGUCUGGAGCGUCUUCAUGAUCGUGGUCGGUACCUUCCUCAUGGUUGGCGGAACGUACGGGUCGGUCAUGGCCAUUAUCGAGUCCUACCAGGCCAGUGGAGGAUCGUCAGCCUGGAGCUGCGCUGAUAACUCCAACUCGGCCGGUGCUAAGUGA